UGCCCGGUGGCGAUGAGGUGCUUACGAAGAUGACUUCUAGAAGGAGCCGAAGGUAUUAUGCAAUUAAUCAGGCGUACUAUCUCGACGGUGGAAGAAGUCCUUGAGUAUAGUGGAUAUGGAUGGUGGGUUGACACGAGAUACGUCUUCAUUUUACCAUUUUAGUGUCAGAGGUCCCCAGAAUCCGCCACCAUGAUAUCGCUGCAGGUGCUUGCAGUCGCCGCCGCCUUGAUUAUACAAGUUUACAGUCAGAGGUUCGACCGUGUUCAGCAAAACAAUUUUGUAAGAGAUUCGCCCCAGGUACCUUUGGCCAGCACAAUUUGCCAGGAAAAAAAUGGCCGUUAUCCUACAAGAACCUGCGAUGGUUACAUAGAAUGUGUUGAUGGAAUUCCCGAAGAAAAACUUUGUCCUGACGGUCUACUGUUCAAUCCAGCUGCAGGAGUAUUUGCUUUCCCUUGCCAAUAUCCUAUCGAUGUUGACUGCACAGGAAGGGAACAAACUCAACCCCCACAAUCUACGGAAGACUGUCCACACCAAUUCGGAUACUAUUCAAUCGGCGAUCAACGAAGCUGUGGCCAGUUCAAAAAUUGCGUAGAUGGGAGAGCUUUCAUUUUUGAUUGUCCUGAAGGGCUCGCCUUCGAUGGAGAAAGUUACAGGUGUGACUGGCCUGAUCAGGUUCCAACUUGCGACGCGGAAGCAUACCUCGGCUUCACUUGUCCCCCAGAUGCUAGACAAUUUGGAUUAGGACAAGAAGAGUACCGGUACUUCCGUUCUCCCAACGAUUGCCAGAGGUAUUUCAUCUGCAUUGAAAACCGCCCUCGCUUGUACAACUGUGGAGAAGGCAAAGCUUUCAACGACCUCAUCAACGCCUGUGAUGGUAUAGAAAAUGUAACAGGAUGCGCACUGCCUGGACAAUUCCAGACCCAGCCACAAAUUCAGUUCAGAGGAACUCCUACUAAACUACCCACUUCUAGAUUUAACGGUUAGAUUGGGCAUACUAUGUAAUUUCUGUACAUAUCAGUUUAUUAAUAAAGUUUAUUUUGUUUUUAUCUAGUA
Anoplophora glabripennis (Asian longhorned beetle) is the source of this 1053-nucleotide messenger RNA. RefSeq names its product protein obstructor-E-like (gene Cpap3-e). NCBI's taxonomy places the organism in Eukaryota, Metazoa, Arthropoda, Insecta, Coleoptera, Cerambycidae. The record is from RefSeq and is a predicted model, not a curated record. Bases 190 to 984 code for a protein of 264 amino acids. The transcript is spliced from 5 exons. Gene Ontology annotation, cellular component: extracellular region. Gene Ontology annotation, molecular function: chitin binding.